This is a messenger RNA of Didymodactylos carnosus, 3318 nucleotides long. The record is from the annotation of a GenBank genome assembly. NCBI's taxonomy places the organism in Eukaryota, Metazoa, Rotifera, Eurotatoria, Philodinida, Philodinidae.
AUGAAAACAUUUGUCAUUUUCAUCGUUACAUUAUUUCGAAUUUUUAUUCAUUGUCAAAGAAAUAAGAAUAACAUCGAAUAUCUGACACAAAUAUUAUAUGAAAAUAGAAAUGUAUCUAUUUAUGUAUCGAUUAGCAAUCAUGGCAGCGAUCCAAAAACAUGGUCUUUUUUUUAUGAUCCACUUGUCAUCUUAUCGAUAAAUGAUGAAAAAUGGUUAUCUCAACUUGACAAUGACAUAAGAAUUACUAUUCAUUUUAGUAAUGGUGAUCUCGAUCAUUUGACACGUACGACCAUUGCACCAUUGUUACAUUCUGAUGUUAGUCAAUUUGCUAUCAAUUGGCUAAUUGAACCAUUGCCCAUUGAUAUUCUAACUGCAUACAUUGUCGAUGAAUUUAAUCAACCAUUACCUGGUGUUCUGCCUUGUUAUCAGGCAUACGUUACAAAAACACUAGUGCCAUUUACAUGUCGAUUUGAAUGUUCAUCAACGGCCGUAGCAGUCAAUCUUGUAGAAAAGAUUCUAUGUGGAAAAUAUUCGAGUAAAUUCUUGUUUCAACUCAACGUUCCAGUCAUUCGUAAUCGAAUAUCCAAUGUACAGUUGAAAAACUUAGUUUCUUUCGCCACCAAAAAUCGACGACAGCAACAAUUUAUUCACUUAAGUCAAAUGUCAAAAUUUGUUGCAGAAUAUUUCAUUGCUGUCCAACAAUUGGAUGAUAAGAUUAGUGAAGAACAGUUACUUCAAUUAUUUCAACAAGGUAUGGAUACAACAACACGCUUAACACUUGAUAUUAGUUCUACUAAAGAUAUUUGGAUGUCCGAGGAUAUUCAAUCUCUACAGCAAAUAAUCAAUAAUGAUCUAUUUUAUAAGAGUCGAAGUCAGCAAGACGUUUUAUUCCAUGUGCGUAGUCAUCCGAAUGAUAAUCCGUAUUUUGCAAUCAAGACAGUGAGACAAACAUUAGCUGUUAAUGAAAUUGUGUCAAUAUUCGAGAAGAAGGAUUUGGACAUUGAAUGGACUAACGGACAGUGGGUUGUUCACACCAUCUAUGUUCAUCGGUUGCAAGAUAUUGUCGACGUGUUGCAUUUAAGUGUCAUCAACAACUUAUUUCGAGAAGAUGAGAUCAAUUCUACAUUCAUCAACGUCGUCAAUUGUAUAAGUUGGGCAAAGAAAUGUGUUUGUCAAUCGAACCGGCCAGCAAUGGUAUUCAAUCGUGAUGAUGGUACUCAACGUGCGGUCAUACCAACUGUAAAUCUCAAUUUUCGUAACACUAAUGAUCUCACUAUCGAAGUAAGAGUUCGACCGGAUUUAAUACCUGUAAAAGAAACACAUAUCUUCGAUUUACGUGGCCUAUUUACUAUUUCUUAUUUAUCUAACGGAAAAAUAUCUUUCACAGUCGGUGAGGCUAGUAAUAGUUUAUCCGUUUUUACUCCUCAACCAAUCGAAUUAGGUAAAUGGACACAUGUCGCUGGCGUCUUUGACACACUGCAUAGCAGUGUAAAUUUAUUUAUCAAUAGUCUUCUUGUUUCCACCGUGUCAUUCCUUAAUUCGCCUCUUCUGAGUAACUUCAACAUGGGCUCUUUGGUAUUGGGUAACAGUUAUAAGUUGAGCGUGCAACAAGGUUUUAUUGGUGCCAUGUGUGAUGUACGAUUAUGGAAUUGUAUUCGGACCUCUAACGAGAUAUUCUCUACCAUGAAUCUAACAUUAAUUGGAAACGAAACAUGUUUGAUUGGACUGUGGCCACUUAUGGAUGGAAAAGGACAAAUUAUUCAAGAUUUGACACGUUACGGUAAUGCCGGAACAUUAGGAAGAGAUGUGAACCCUGAUUUAGAUGAUCCAACAUGGGCCGUUGUUAAUUUACCGCCAGCUGUACCUAAACGAACGAUUACACCCAGGCCAUUUCGAUAUAAUCUAUCGAUACCAGUAAUCGUUCAAUGGGGAUUGCCAUACGAUUUGCCAGUCGGUGGUGAUUAUGAUGGUGAUGGCUUUGGUGAUUUUGCCAUUUGGCGCCCAACUACAUUGACGUGGUACAUUGUACCUAGUACUAAUCCACUAAUCAUUCUCACGAGAACAUGGGGUUUGCCUGGAGACACGCCGGUUGCUGGAGACUACGAUGGUGAUGGCAGAUUUGAUCAUGCAGUGUGGCGUAACGGUACGUGGUAUAUCAAUCCUUCGAGUAACCCAUCAGUUCAAUGGACGAAACAGUUUGGUUUAUCGGGGGAUAAACCUGUGCCGAAAGCCGAUUUUGACGGCGAUGGUCGAAGUGAUUUCUGUGUAUGGACACCUUCAAGUGGUAUUUUCACUUGGAUACCUUCGUCAAAUCCGUCGCUGAUUCUUAAACGACCAUGGGGUCUUAAUGGAGAUAUACCAAGAGCAACUGACUAUGACGGAGAUAAACAUACAGAUUUUGUUGUUUAUCGACCAGUAUCAGGAACAUGGUUCAUCAUACCGUAUUCGGGAUCUUCGGUAUUAAUCACACAACGAUGGGGAUAUUCAUUUGAUCUUCCAGUUGCCGGCGAUUUUGAUGGUGAUUUGAAGAGUGACUAUGCUUUGUGGCGGCCAAGAAAUGGUUCUUAUCUAUGGGAAAUUAUUCCGAGUAUUACACCUGUGGCCAUACUAAGAAAGCGAUGGGGUUUUGCAGGUGAUGUACCUGUAGUGGGUGAUUUCGAUGGCGAUAAACGAGCUGAUUUUACUGUAUGGCGACCAUCAGAUGGUUUCUGGUAUAUUCUUUUGAGUGACUCACCAGGAAUUCAAAUAAGUAAAAAAUGGGGCUCUCUGAAUGAUACAGCAGUGGCCGGUGAUUGGGACGGAGAUGGACUCACUGAUUACACAAUCUAUCGUCCGUCGACUGGCUUCUGGCACAUUAUGUUAAACAAAAAUCCUUUGAUACAAAUCGUAUUUCAAUGGGGCGUUGCAGCCUAUGGCGAUAUACCGGUACCGGGUGACUUUGAUGGCGAUUCAAAAUCUGAUUUUGCUGUUUGGCGACCGUCAACAGGUAUCUGGUACAUAUUGUUAAGCAGUAAUCCAGCUAAAAUAAUCAUGACACAAUGGGGUUUGCCCAACGACAUUCCAGUGACAGGUGUUGAUUUCGAUGCUGAUGGUAAAACAGAUAUAGCUGUGUAUCGCCCAUCAACUGGAUUCUGGUAUGUGAUACCGUCGAGUAAUCCAUCAUUCCGAUUCGGACCACCACUGGGGAUCAUUCGCCCAUUGAAAUCACUACCCCCGGCUGCAGCAUCAGAAACACCAGUGGCAGCGGCAGUGGCAGCAGACAAAGCUCAAGCGGGACAACCGAUUCCAUCACCAGAAGACAAUGCUAAUAAAGGCUAA